Molecule: messenger RNA, 5719 nt
Organism: Oryza brachyantha (malo sina)
Lineage: Eukaryota; Viridiplantae; Streptophyta; Magnoliopsida; Poales; Poaceae
Product: PH-interacting protein-like
Exons: 23
Coding region: 236-5326 (1696 amino acids)
Biological process (GO): regulation of cell shape; cytoskeleton organization; regulation of transcription by RNA polymerase II
Cellular component (GO): nucleus
Molecular function (GO): protein binding
Source: RefSeq, a predicted model, not a curated record
CCUCUCUUCCCCUCCCUUGGGCCUUGGCCGAACACCCCCGAGCCCCGCGCCGCCGAGCCCUCCUCCCUUCGCCAGCGACCGAGGGAAGCGAGCGGGCACCGUUCCCACCGGCGCUGCGGCUGGCUCCCUUGGAGGCGGCGGAGACCUGCCCUCGUCUCCGCUUGGCUGGCUUCGAGGAGGGCGCCGCGCGAUGCGUCCGGACUGAUUCCUCCCCUGCGCUGGUGUUGCUGUAUACAUGGCUCUUAGAAAACACCAACCUUCUGGUAAUGCGGCCUCCAUUAGUAUGGUGCCCCUGGAUUUUCCAAGUCAGGAACUUGAGAAGGUUAAUUCUGUCAAUCCAGUGACGCCAACGGAUGUUCCUGAUGUGGAUGUUGAUGUUGAUAUGAGGGAAGUUUACUUUCUCAUUAUGCAUUUUUUAUCACAUGGUCCGUUUAAGCGGACCUUUGGAGAACUUUGCAACGAACUCCUCGAGCAUCAGCUGCUACCUAGAAGAUAUCAUGCUUGGUAUUCACGUGGUGGUUCUCAUAGUGGUGAAGACAAUGAUGAUGGCAUAUCGCUCCCUUUGGGAUACCUAAAGUUAGUCGAGAGAUACCCUCACAUUGGUAAAGAGCACUUGGUAAAGCUUUUAAAGCAACUGAUUGUUAGUUCCUGCCACCCACAUGGCUUGGUUGGAGGGGUUUCUCCUAAUGCUGCUGAUGUCCCAACACUUCUUGGAUCCAACUCUUUCUCCCUUCUUGCAUCUGAUGCGAGCAGGCAAGAUAAGGAAAGUCCCAAGCUGUCGCGUUAUCUCCGUUGGCCACACAUACAAGCUGAUCAAGUUCGAGGUUUAAGUUUGAGAGAGAUUGGUGGUUUUACUAAACAUCGUCGAGCUCCAUCUGUACGUGCGUCAUGCUAUGCCAUUGCGAAGCCAUCGACCCUUGUUGAAAAGAUGCAGAUUAUAAAGAGAUUAAGGGGACAUCAAAAUGCUGUGUAUUGUGCUACUUUUGAUCGAACAGGACGUUAUGUUAUUACUGGUUCUGAUGAUCGGCUUGUUAAAAUUUGGGCAAUGGAAACAGCAUUUUGUCUGGCUAGCUGCCGUGGUCAUGAAGGUGAUAUUACUGACCUCGCUGUGAGUUGCAAUAAUGCUGUGGUAGCAUCUUCGUCCAAUGAUUUCAUUAUUAGAGUUUGGCGUAUACCUGAUGGCCUGCCAAUCUCAGUGCUGAAAGGGCAUACAGGGGUUGUAACUGCCAUUGCAUUUAGUCCAAGAGCUGGUGCUGCUUUCCAGCUGUUGUCAUCUUCAGAUGAUGGGACAUGCAGGAUUUGGGAUGCCAGACAUUCUCAACAAUCUCCACGUAUAUAUAUACCAAGACCUCCAGAUGCUGCCCCUGGGAAGGGUGGUGAUGCAUCUUCUAGUGCUGUUCAAGUUCAACCAACAAAUCACCAAAUCUUGUGUUGUGCAUUCAAUGCCAAUGGAACUGUAUUUGUUACUGGUAGCUCAGACACCUUUGCAAGGGUAUGGAAUGCUUGCAAGAGUUCUUCUGAGGAACAUGACCAGCCGAAUCAUGAGAUGGAUCUACUAUCCGGCCAUGAAAAUGAUGUAAACUAUGUGCAGUUUAGUGGAUGCGCAGUGGCUUCUAGGUCCUUUUCAGUUGACACCACUCACACCAUUAAGGAAGAAAAUAAUCUUAAGCUAAGAAACUCUUGGUUCACACAUAAUAUUGUUACCUGCUCCCGUGAUGGCAGUGCAAUCAUAUGGGUUCCACGUUCUCGGAGAUCACAUGGAAAGGUUGGCCGUUGGACACGAGCUUACCAUCUUAAAGUUCCUCCACCUCCAAUGGCUCCUCAACCACCUCGUGGUGGUCCACGUCAAAGAUACCAGCCUACUCCUCGUGGUGUCAAUAUGAUUGUUUGGAGCUUGGACAACCGCUUUGUGCUUGCUGCUAUCAUGGAUUGCAGAAUCUGUGUUUGGAAUGCUUCUGAUGGGAGCUUGGUACAUUCAUUGAUUGGCCAUAAAGAAUCAACAUUUGUUCUUGAUGUUCAUCCAUUCAACCCCCGUAUAGCGAUGAGUGCUGGGUAUGAUGGAAAGACAAUCAUAUGGGAUAUAUGGGAAGGAAAACCUGUACAAAUAUAUGAAACCGGGCAUUUCAAGCUAGUCGAUGGGAAGUUCUCACCGGAUGGGACAUCACUUAUUCUCUCCGAUGAAAUUGGACAAAUAUUCAUUAUUGGUACAGGGCAGGGAGAGUCCCAGAAAGAUGCGAAAUAUGAUCAGUUCUUCCUUGGAGACUACCGGCCUCUUAUCCAAGACACAAACGGAAAUGUUAUUGAUCAGGAAACACAACUUGCACCUUAUAGGAGAAACAUGCAAGACCUUCUGUGUGACUCUGGUAUGAUACCCUAUCCAGAGCCCUUUCAAAGCAUGUACCAGAAACGACGGUUAGGUACCCUGGGUAUUGAGUGGCGACCGCCCUCCGUAAAUUUUGCUGUCGGUCCCACUUACAAUGCAACCACUGGUGAAUAUCAAAUCAUCCCAACUAUUGAUCCAGAUAGGUGGGAACCACUUCCAGAGAUAACGGACUUCAUUGAGCUUGAACCAGAAAAUGAGAUUAUUUCGGAUGAUACUGAUUCUGAGUACAAUGGCCUGGACGAGCAUUCUAGUGAAGGGGAACAGGAGGCUCUGAGUGGUGAUUCGUCUGAUGCUUCAUACUCAAGUGCAGAGAUUGAUGGGGAUAACCUUACUGAUACUGCUCUUCGCAGAUCGAGAAGAAAAAAGAAAAAAUCAGAUGGAGGCGUGGUUACUUCAUCUGGUCGUCGAGUUAAGAAAAGAAAUUUUGAUGAGCGUGAUGUGCCUACAGUUUCAAGGCCACAUAAAAGCAGGAAGUCUAGGAAUGGUCGUUCAAGCAAAAGGAAAAAAUCCCCUAAAUCAAAAGGAUUGCGACCUCAAAGACGUGCUGCUCGCAAUGCACUCAGUUUCCUCUCAAAGAUAGGAGCUUCAACAGAAGAGGAUGAAGAUGACUCGGAGAGCAGUUUCUCGGACAGUGAGCGGAACACUGAAUGUGCAGAAGCUGAACAUUUAGCAUGGAAUGGGCAGCUAAGACUUGGUAGAGAGAGUAACUCCAAAUAUGACUCUGAAGAUGUUACACAACCUUCUCAUUUCACUGAAACUCAUGGAAACUCUGGAAGUAAUAGGAAGCUGGUCCUCAGGAUACCACGCCGUGAUUUAAAAGUUCAAUUUACUUCAGAAAACAGAAAAACAGAGUGCUCUACUCAGGAUAAAGAAGGGGUGGCACUUGCUCCAACCAAUCGUGAAACAGUUGAGACCAAACCAAAUUCUGAGCCAGGAUCUUCCUCUGCAUUAAAGGCUGAAUUGACAGAUGGAGUGCAAACUGAGAUCUCUGAUCCACAUGAUGUGUCUGCUCUUCAUAAUAACAACACAAUCAAGUGGGGUGAGGUAAAGGUGCGGUCUUCUAAGAGAUUCAAGUUCGGCGACUCUUCAGUUGCAGACAUUUGGCCUACUUCAAAUGAUGCUGCUUCACAGAAUGUUGACCAUCCAGAUAGUAAGAAGAUGCUUAACGGUGAUGACAUCCAGCAAACGGUUGAGCUGAAUUCACGAGAAAUUCAACAUGCAAUAAAUGUGGAAAACCACACAACUGAUGAUUGUUGUGGAGAUAAUUUGCUGGACAAAGAAAAGAUUGCUAGUAACGAUAAUGCUCAUGUAGAUGAAGGAUAUGAGUGGGAACAUGGCCGACAAGCCCACAACACCUCUCAGAGUAUAUCCUUGAAACUGAAGUUCAGAUCAAGAGGCUUUGCAGAUGGAGCAGGUUCAUUGGACAAAUCAAGAAUCACUACUGCAGUAGGGAAUGACAUGAACUCUGAACAUGAUAAAGUUCAUAUGCUGCAUGAUGAGGGUUCUGCCCUUUAUCAACAUAUGAGUGAUGAAGUCUUUACUGUGUCGAACAGUUUGCCAGAAUGCACAGAUAAAAGUGCUAGUUUGCAUGAUUCAAAAAAGUGGCACUUAGAUCCUGCAAAAACAUAUAGUGCAGUUUACAAAAGAUCAAAGACAAAUAAGCAGAAGAAAAAUUUGGAUUCAGAUGCGUAUAGAAAUGAGGAGAGCACUUCACUAUCCAAUGAUGAUGAUGGUUAUCAACCUCCAGAUUACAGUCCUGUUAAAUCUGGUAGUGCUACUUUGCGAAGAAGUGCGAGGAGGCCAUAUGCAUACACUGAUGAUGGUAUAACAAGGGAUGAUGCCACUCAAGUGAAAAAUUCUUCUCAUGAAGCAUCAACUAGUGGGAGGCGAAAUAUUACAGAUGUGCGUGAGGUCAUGUGGAAAUCAAACUCAAAAACUGUUGGUUUAAGGUCUGCUAGGAACAAAAGAGAGAGUUCUAACUUUCCUGGUGCACAUCUAUUGGAGAAAAGGAAACAAGUGUCCAUGAAAUAUUCAUGGCUGAUGUUGCUAGAGCAUGAAGAUAGCUACCGUUAUAUUCCUCAACUUGGUGAUGAGGUUAUGUACUUGAGGCAGGGCCACGAAGAAUAUCUUAAAGGAUCACGGUCGUCAGAUGAUUGCCCGUGGAAUCGGAUCAAAGGCCUUAAAGAUGUAGAACUUUGCAAGAUUCAAGGUCUAGAUUACACUACAUUCAGAGGGUCUGGUGAAAGCUGCUGUAAAUUAACUAUUGAAUUCAUUGAUGAUACUUCAAGAGGAUUAGGCAGAACAUUUAUGAUCACCUUGCCAGAGCUAGUUAAUUUCCCAGAUUUUCUUGUGGAAAGAACACGGUAUGAAUCUUCUAUUGAUCGGAACUGGACUAACAGAGAUAAGUGCAAAGUUUGGUGGAGGAAUGAGGGAGAGCAAGGAGGAAGUUGGUGGGAGGGGCGGGUAUCUGCAUUAAAGCCAAAAUCGCCUGAUUUUCCUGAGAGUCCAUGGGAGAAAUAUGUCAUUCAGUAUAAGAAUGAUGGUUCUGAUCACCCACAUAGCCCCUGGGAACUCCAUGAUACUGGUAACCUAUGGGUCCCAUGGAAACAUCCACACAUUGAUCUCGGUAUAAAGGACAAAUUGCUAUCAGAGUUGGACAACUUACUUGAAUUGUCUCACAGAAAUCAGGAUCGCUAUGGCGUUCUAAAGUUGAACAAUGUUGCAGAAAAAUCAGAUUUCAUUAACAGGUUUCCUGUCCAGUUCUCCGUUGAGGUGAUCAGGAUAAGACUAGAGAACAAUUACUACAGAACUCUGGAAGCUGUCCAACAUGAUGCAACUGUGAUGCUUGCAAAUGCCCAGUCUUAUUUCUCAAAGAGCACUGAAAUGACAAAAAAGAUUCGGAAGCUAUCUGAUUGGAUGGAAGAAACCUUUUCAUCACUAUAGAUAAUGGUGCUUUAUGCCCAGUUGACAUGCUUCUUUUUGUGCAAGCAGAAUUUGCCUCGCAGCAACAGUAUGAUUCUACGGGUGUUACUGCGGAAAAAUUUUGUUAGAGGAAUACUAAAGUAGUUUUCAGGAUGCUCAACAGCUUAAGACUAUUCAAUGCAUUGUUUUGCUGGUGCAAGUUGAUCUUAACUAACGCCUCUGACCAUUUGAUCCUCGUGAAGAGAAAUCGAUUAUCCGGUUGGACAAAAGGAACGUCGAGGACCUUGUUAGAGAUAUGCAUGUGUAAAGCUGGUAGUGGAAAAUGCACUACCAUGUUAUUCGUUGUGUAUAGACCCCCGCACAUCAUCAAUAAAGAAGCGAUAAAAUGUUUACCGUAUUCAUUAUUUACUACAA